Molecule: messenger RNA, 1378 nt
Organism: Ambispora gerdemannii
Lineage: Eukaryota; Fungi; Glomeromycota; Glomeromycetes; Archaeosporales; Ambisporaceae
Source: the annotation of a GenBank genome assembly
AUGGCUGAUCGACAAAUUGACACGAGUGAUGCUGCAACAAUAAUAGCAGGUUUUUUUGAAAACGAGGAGGAAUGGGUAGAAAUGGAGGGAGAAGAAGAUAACGAACAGCGUAUUAUUGCCUUGGCCGAAGAAUUGAAUGCAAUUAAUAUGAACCACGCAGAGGAAACACCACCAGAAAUUGACCAAGAGGCUCAAAAUAAAUUACGAAAAGCCAUUUUUGCUAUUCGCAAUGACCCUAAUAUAUCCAAUGACGAAAAAGCGGCAAAAGUACAAGAGUUAAUGAGCUCAAAUUGGAGAGAACUUUCAAAAUCACAGCGAUCACAAUCAUCGUCGUUAACAAUAUCUUUGACGAGUGCGGAACCGACACCUGAAGAACUAAGAGCAACGUAUUAUGAUGAAUCAAAUAAAGUUCGUGGAUGCAUGCAUUAUCAACGUGGAGCAAAAUUACAAGCUAAUUGUUGUGGGAGAUGGUUCACUUGUAGAUAUUGCCAUGAUAGCGUUUCUGAUCACCAAAUUAUUAGAUACGACACCAAAAAAAUGAUGUGCAUGUACUGUCAAAAUAUCCAAACGCCCAAUCAAAUAUGCACUAAAUGCCAAACCACACUAGCAAGAUACUAUUGCGAUAUAUGUAAAUUCUGGGACGACGAUUCGCGAAAGAACGUUUAUCAUUGCGCUAGUUGUGGAUUAUGCCGUGUCGGUACUGGACUGGGUAAAGAUUUCUUUCAUUGUGAUACGUGUAAUUGCUGUUUGCCGCUUCGAUUGGAAAAGUCACAUAAGUGUAUAGAGAGAAAUUUGGAGCGUGAUUGUCCUAUUUGUGGUGAAUAUUUGUUCACAUCGGUGUUGAGAUCUAUUUAUUUGCCAUGUGGUCAUACAAUGCACGAAGCAUGUUUCCGAGAAUACUCCAGUAAUGCCUAUCAAUGUCCAAUAUGCUGGAAAUCGCUCGGUAACAUGAAGACCUACUUUGAACGAAUAGACGCGAUUUUACAAACACAAAAGAUGCCUCCGGAAUAUGAACAUUUUAUUUCGAUAAUUUUAUGCAAUGACUGCGAGAAACGAAGUAAUGCGAAAUAUCAUUUUGUCUACCAUAAAUGUGGGCAUUGUGGAGGCUACAACACGAAAGUUUUGGAAACAAUGGAGCAACCUCCCGUUGAAGAGGAGGAGCUUGAUGAGGAUGAAUAUGAAAGUGAGGGUGAUAAUUUCAAGUCUAAUAAUAACAAUAAUUUAUUGGAACAACAUCGAGAUCUUGGUCGUGUAGGAGGUGGAGGAGAGACCAGCAGCACAAAUCAAGUUUCGAUGACUUCUGUUGGUACUAGCAUAACUGAAGAUUAUACUAGUAAUAGCAUUGCAACCCAGACAUUCAAUAACUUCUCUACUACUA